Cinclus cinclus is the source of this 5254-nucleotide messenger RNA. RefSeq names its product upstream binding transcription factor (gene UBTF). The transcript has 22 exons. Lineage: Eukaryota; Metazoa; Chordata; Aves; Passeriformes; Cinclidae. The record is from RefSeq and is a predicted model, not a curated record. The coding region runs from base 165 to 2567 and encodes 800 amino acids.
GCUCGCCUUCCCUCCCUCCUCCCCGGUGCCGCAGCUGGAUUUCGGGGGCAGGCUUCCAGCGCUGCCCGCUUGUUUUUCCCGAGCCCGGAGCUGUGCGGGAGUGAUUUCGGGAAGAGGGUGAGGAGGGAGCCGGCGGGACCGUCCUGGGCACAGGCAGGUGGAGGAUGAACGGCGAAGCUGAGUGCCCUGCAGACCUGGAAAUGACAGCUCCCAAAAACCAAGACCGCUGGUCACAGGAGGACAUGCUGACCCUCCUGGAGUGCAUGAAGAAUAACCUGCCCUCCAAUGAUGGGAGCAAGUUCAAAACCACCGAGUCCCACCUGGACUGGGAAAAAGUGGCUUUCAAGGACUUCUCAGGGGAGAUGUGCAAGAUGAAGUGGAUGGAGAUCUCUAAUGAGGUGAGGAAAUUCCGGACCCUCACAGAGCUCAUUAUGGACGCUGAAGAGCACGUGAAGAAUCCUUACAAAGGCAAAAAGCUCAAGAAACACCCCGACUUUCCCAAGAAGCCCCUGACUCCCUAUUUCCGCUUCUUCAUGGAGAAGCGAGCCAAAUACGCCAAGCUUCACCCCGAAAUGAGCAACCUGGAUCUCACCAAGAUCCUGUCCAAGAAAUACAAGGAGCUUCCCGAGAAGAAAAAGAUGAAAUACAUCCAGGACUUCCAGCGAGAGAAGCAGGAGUUUGAGAGGAACUUGGCGAGGUUCAGGGAAGACCACCCGGAUCUCAUCCAGAACGCCAAGAAAUCCGAUGUCCCUGAAAAACCCAAGACCCCGCAGCAGCUGUGGUACAACCACGAGAAGAAGAUCUACUUGAAAGUGCGUCCAGAUGCCACCACGAAGGAGGUGAAAGAGUCGCUGGGCAAGCAGUGGUCUCAACUCUCGGAUAAAAAGAGGCUGAAAUGGAUUCAUAAGGCCCUGGAACAGCGGAAGGAGUACGAGGAGAUUAUGAGGGAUUACAUCCAGAAGCAUCCGGAGCUGAACAUCAGCGAGGAGGGAAUCACCCGCUCCACCCUCACCAAGGCGGAGCGGCAGCUCAAGGACAAGUUCGACGGACGACCCACGAAGCCACCCCCGAAUAGCUACUCCCUGUACUGUGCAGAGCUGAUGGCAAACAUGAAAGACGUGCCCAGCACGGAGCGGAUGGUGCUGUGCAGCCAGCAGUGGAAGCUGCUCUCCCAGAAGGAAAAGGAUGCCUACCACAAAAAGUGUGACCAGAAAAAGAAAGAUUACGAGAUCGAGCUGCUGCGCUUCCUGGAGAGCCUGCCUGAGGAGGAACAGCAGCGGGUGCUGGGUGAGGAGAAGAUGCUGGGCAGCAACCGGAAAGGGGCAACGAGUCCUGCAUCGAAAAAAUCCUCACCAGAGACCGGCAAGGCCAGCUCAGAGAAGCCCAAGCGGCCCAUCUCAGCCAUGUUCAUCUUCUCGGAGGAGAAGCGGAAGCAGCUGCAGGAGGAGCGGCCAGAGCUGUCGGAGAGUGAGCUGACCCGGCUCCUGGCCCGCAUGUGGAAUGACCUCUCCGAGAAGAAGAAGGCCAAGUACAAGGCACGGGAGGCGGCGAUGAAGGCGCAGUCGGAGAAGAAGCACGGCUCCGAUAAAGAGGAGCGCGGGAAGCUGCCUGAGUCUCCCAAAACUGCCGAGGAGAUCUGGCAACAGAGCGUCAUCGGGGACUACCUGGCUCGUUUCAAGAACGACCGGGGCAAAGCACUGAAGGCCAUGGAGGCCACUUGGAACAACAUGGAGAAGAAAGAGAAGCUGAUGUGGAUCAAGAAGGCAGCGGAGGAUCAGAAGCGAUAUGAGAGGGAGCUGAGUGAGAUGCGGGCCCCUCCGUGCUCCACCAACUCCACCAAGAAAAUGAAAUUCCAGGGAGAGCCAAAGAAACCCCCCAUGAACGGUUACCAGAAGUUCUCCCAGGAGCUCCUGUCCAACGGGGAGCUGAACCACCUCCCGCUGAAGGAGCGGAUGGUGGAGAUCGGCAGCCGCUGGCAGCGCAUCUCCCAGGGCCAGAAGGACCACUACAAAAAACUGGCAGAGGAGCAGCAGAAACAGUACAAGGUGCACCUCGACAUCUGGCUCAAGAGCCUCUCACCCCAGGAGCGGGCUGCAUACAAGGAACACAUUUCCAACAAACGCAAGAGCAUAGGGAAGAUCCGGGGUCCCAACCCCAAGAUGAAGCCAACGAUGCAGUCCAAGUCGGAGUCAGAGGAUGAUGACGAGGAGGAAGAGGAGGAGGAAGACGACGAUGAAGAUGAGGAUGACGAUGAUGACAAUGGUGACUCGUCAGAGGAAGGCGGUGACUCCUCAGAGUCCAGCAGCGAGGAGGAGAGCGAGGACGGGGAUGAGUGUGAAUGCCGAGUAAGUCACCAGAGUCAAAGCUUUACACCGGUGCAACUGAAAUCAGAGUAUGCUGGAUGGCGCUGGGGCCAGAAACCGUGUCCGUGCCUUGUGCUCGCCACCGGACAGAACGACGAGGAUGAUGAGGAUGAGGAUGACGAGGACGAGGAUGACAACGACUCCGAGGGCAGCAGCAGUUCCUCCUCCUCCUCGGGGGACUCCUCCGACUCCGACUCCAACUGAUCGGCCAAGCUCUUCGUAAAGUCGUUUGGUUUCUCGGUUUCGGUCCCAAAUCCCCCCUGCAGCCCCUCCGAAUCCUUCCUCCUCUUCCUCCUGCCCCCCCGUGGGACCCCCAGUGCGGGGAGCGGGGGCCAGAGGGACCCCUCCACCAAGCUCACACUACGGAGGGGGAUCAGGGGCUGCUUCCCCCAGGCUGGGGGCGAAGACAGAGCCCCCCACCCCUGCCCCCUGCUUUACUCCUGAGGGGAAGCAAUUUUAUUUUUUGGAAUUUCACUCUUUCCAAGGGGGUGUCUCUCCAUCCCUACCCCCAUAACCCUCUCGCUACCAGCUCUGAACUUUCUAGAAAGAGAAGAAAAACACAGGAAAAAACCCAACAAACCAACAACACCCCCCACACCUUUUUUUUAAUUAAAAACGCCCAGAAAUGGGAGGAAAAUCCCCUCGCCCCUCCGGCAGCGGGCGCGGAGCACGAGCCGAGGGGCUCAGGACUCAGCCGAUGGGACAAUGCCUACUUGCGACCCCCCCCUACCUUCUGCGCACCCCCCCAGCAUCCUGGGCGUCCUCCCCACCCCCCAAAAAAUCCUUGUACAGUCUGGAAGCUGCCCUGGGAUCUGCCUGGGAACUCCACAUUCGCGGCGCUUGGGAGCGGGGCCAGGGACGGGAGCCGGGGCGGUGCCCGGUGUCCCCGGAGCCCCGCGGUGUCCCCGGAGCCCCGCGGUGUCCCCGGUCCGGGGGUGGCAGUGGCGUGGGGGGGUGUGGGUGUGUGUGAGAGCGUGUGAGUGUGUGCGGGGGGGGGCACCGGGGCUGCCCCCGCCAGGGGCCGGCGGCUCAGCGUGACCAAGGGGGGGCGCGGGGUCCCCCCCGCUCUGUUGUCGGUGGUUGUCGUGCUGUUGUAUUUUAUUUUUUAUUUUUUUUUUUGUUUUGUUUUUCCUUUUUAUAAACCAAGAAAGAUCCAUCUUUUAUUUUUCAUUUCCCCCUUCCCAUGUCUCCCCUGACCCCUUUCCCUUGGUCCUCCUCCCCCCAUUUUCCUCUCUGGUGAUGCUGCUCCUCUCCUUCCGUUCCAAAUCCUGGGGGGGGGAACCAGAGCUCCCCUUGCCCCAGUUAAUCCCAGUUACCACCAGUUCAUGUUCCCCCCCCACCCCCCCACCCGGGAGGGUCUAACCCCCCCGGGCCAUGCUGUAAAUAUUGGUGUGGUUUGGGUUUAUUUUGGGGGGUUAAUGCCCCCUCCGUGGGAGGGGGAUGGGGCCGUGGGGACCGGGGUGGGUGCAUGGGGGGCCUCUCAGGGCCCCCCCCCUUUUUUUAAGCAGACACGAGCACCAGCAAUCCCACGGCACCUCCUUGCAGGGUUCUGUCCCCCCAUCCCGUGCCACCCCCCAAAACCCCACCCAGUGUCAUUGGGGACCCCCCCCAGACCCCCACUCUAUUGUGUGGGGGGGGGCUCAAGAUUUGUUCUUUCUGCCCCCCGCCCCAGUCCUAUCCUUGGAGUGGAGCUGGGCUGGGGGACAGGAUUUGGGGUCCCCAGAGAAGGGGAUGGGGGACUUGGGGGGAUUUUUUCUCUAGGGCUGUAAUUUAGCCAUUUUUCUCUUCACCCAAAUCUGUGCAGGGUUUGGGGGAGCAGGAGGGGGGGGCCCUGCUGCAGAUUUAGGGUUUUGAGUCCCCACCCCCCCAGCUCCGUAACCCCCCCCAGGUUUGCUGCUCUCAGCACCCCAGAUCCAGUCCCCACGCAAAGACAUUGGGGACCCCCUCUAUGCUGAGGGGGAGGUGGGAGCAGCACCCCUCAUCCUGGCCUCAGUUUGGGCUGAAAAAACAUCAUUUUGGGCAAACUGACCCCAAAGCUGGGGGAAAGGGGGUGAACCCGGGUGCUCCCGCACGGACAAUCCCCCCGUGUCCCCCCGGGACCGGGGCCCCGAAGAGAACCCAGAUGGUGUCGUGUCCCCCCCACCCCGUCUGUCUGUCCGUCCCUGUUUCCCCCUCCCACUUCACCCCAAUCCAUUUGGGAUUUUCCUUUCAUUUUCUUCCCAAUUUUUAAUCGCCACCCCUCCCAAAAUCCCCUAAGGGGAACUCCCCCCAUCCCUUUUUUUCUGCUGAAUGUACCCAGCACUGUCGUGUUUUAGUGGAUGUGUUUUUAGUACAAAAAAAAAGACAAAAAAAAAUUUAACCCCACCUUUCCCCCCCUCUACCUUUUUUUCUGUUAAAAAAAAAGGUAAAAAAAAUGAAAUAAUAAAAAAGAAAAAUUCUUACAGCGCCGACAGUUUGGGAGAGGGGGAAAAGACGUUUGCGCUGCAAGAGAAUUCCUGAGUGCAUUUUGGCACUGCCACAAAAUCCCGGGAUCCUUUAGAUGGAAGUUCUUGUGAAUUACGUUAAAAAAAAAAGGCAAAAAAACACCAAAAAAAAAAAAGGAUAAAAAAAAUCAUCUUUUUUUUCUAAUAUUUAAAGAGUGUUUUUGUAGGUUUAAAAAAAAGACAAAAAAAAUGAAGAAAAAAAAAAAAAAAAAGAAAAAUAAUAAUAAUCCCGACUCGGAAUUUGUACGGCUGAGCGGGAUGCGGGGGUUGCGUCCCCGGUUUCCCGGGUUGCUUGGGGUUUUGGUUAUUUUUGUUUUGUUUUGUUUAUUUUUGAGUUUUUUGGGGUUUUUUGUUUUUCCUUUUUUUUCCUUUCUUUUUUUUUUGUAUAAUAAAGUGAAAAAUAAUGUU